This is a messenger RNA of Corythoichthys intestinalis (scribbled pipefish), 1780 nucleotides long. Its product is annotated as ATP synthase subunit beta, mitochondrial-like. Gene Ontology annotation, molecular function: ATP binding; proton-transporting ATP synthase activity, rotational mechanism; ATP hydrolysis activity. Lineage: Eukaryota; Metazoa; Chordata; Actinopteri; Syngnathiformes; Syngnathidae. The transcript is spliced from 10 exons. Gene Ontology annotation, biological process: proton transmembrane transport; proton motive force-driven mitochondrial ATP synthesis. Bases 84 to 1640 code for a protein of 518 amino acids. The record is from RefSeq and is a predicted model, not a curated record.
AUGCGCUCGACCGCCCUGUCGGCUCAGGAGUCCACACCGGCGAAGCUGUCCUCUGAGCGGCUUCACCUUCAGCCAUCUUAACCAUGCUGGGUACCGUAGGACGCUGUUGUAACGGGGCUUUGCAGGCUUUUAAGCCCGGAGUCAACGCACUGAAGACAUUCGGUGGUCGUCAUGUGAGCCUAAAUAUGGGUAGGGGCUAUGCAACCCCUGCUGCUCAGGCAGCUCUAGGCAAUGGACGCAUCACGGCUGUAAUCGGUGCUGUUGUGGACGUCCAGUUUGACGAAGGCUUGCCCCCCAUCCUCAAUGCACUGGAAGUGACAGGCCGUGAGAGCAGGCUGGUGCUUGAGGUGGCACAGCAUCUUGGGGAAAACACAGUCAGAACAAUUGCCAUGGAUGGCACAGAGGGUCUUAUCCGUGGACAGAAGGUUCUUGACACCGGGGCACCGAUUAGAAUCCCUGUGGGGCCGGAGACUUUGGGUAGGAUCAUGAAUGUCAUUGGCGAACCCAUUGAUGAACGUGGACCAAUUAGCACAAAACAGACUGCUCCUAUCCAUGCUGAAGCCCCUGAGUUCACCGACAUGAGUGUGGAGCAAGAAAUCUUAGUCACUGGAAUCAAAGUGGUAGAUCUUCUUGCACCUUAUGCUAAGGGUGGAAAAAUUGGUCUGUUUGGUGGCGCUGGUGUUGGUAAGACUGUUCUGAUCAUGGAGUUGAUCAACAACGUGGCCAAAGCUCACGGUGGCUACUCAGUGUUCGCCGGAGUCGGAGAGCGUACCCGCGAGGGUAAUGACUUGUACAAUGAAAUGAUUGAGUCUGGAGUCAUUAACCUGAAGGACACCACCUCAAAGGUAGCACUGGUGUACGGUCAGAUGAACGAACCUCCAGGCGCUCGUGCCAGAGUCGCUCUUACUGGACUAACUGUCGCUGAAUAUUUCCGUGAUCAAGAAGGACAGGAUGUGCUUCUCUUCAUUGACAACAUCUUUAGGUUUACCCAAGCUGGCUCAGAGGUGUCUGCCCUGUUGGGUCGUAUCCCCUCUGCUGUGGGAUACCAGCCUACCUUGGCUACUGAUAUGGGUACCAUGCAGGAACGAAUCACAACCACCAAGAAAGGUUCUAUCACCUCAGUGCAAGCAAUUUAUGUGCCCGCCGACGACUUGACCGACCCCGCUCCUGCUACAACCUUCGCUCACUUGGACGCCACCACCGUGCUGUCCCGUGCCAUUGCCGAGCUUGGAAUUUACCCCGCCGUGGACCCUCUGGAUUCCACUUCCCGAAUCAUGGACCCUAACAUCGUGGGCUCUGAACAUUAUGAUGUUGCCCGAGGUGUACAGAAGAUUCUCCAGGACUACAAGUCAUUACAAGACAUCAUCGCUAUUCUGGGUAUGGAUGAAUUAUCUGAGGAAGACAAGCUAACAGUAGCUCGGGCUCGUAAGAUCCAGCGUUUCCUGUCCCAGCCUUUCCAGGUGGCUGAGGUUUUCACUGGCCACAUGGGGAAGCUGGUCCCUCUCAAGGAAACAAUCAAAGGAUUCCAGAGCAUUCUAGCAGGUGAAUACGAUGCCUUGCCUGAGCAGGCUUUUUACAUGGUGGGUCCCAUUGAAGAAGUGGUCCAAAAGGCAGAGAAACUGGCAGAAGAACACUCUUAAACAACAAUGUAUGGAAGGUUCUCUGAUUUGUACAGUAUGAUUUCUAUUUGAGGAACCCCAGUCGUGCCACGCUAAGUAUGUUGUGCUUUGCUUGUAUUACUCUGGAAAGCUUCAAAUGAGAUUAAAGAUGACAUUUUGAU